Raphanus sativus (radish) is the source of this 1411-nucleotide messenger RNA. RefSeq names its product UDP-glucose 4-epimerase 2. NCBI's taxonomy places the organism in Eukaryota, Viridiplantae, Streptophyta, Magnoliopsida, Brassicales, Brassicaceae. Bases 133 to 1179 code for a protein of 348 amino acids. Gene Ontology annotation, biological process: galactose metabolic process; rRNA processing. The record is from RefSeq and is a predicted model, not a curated record. Gene Ontology annotation, molecular function: RNA binding; UDP-glucose 4-epimerase activity. The transcript is spliced from 9 exons. Gene Ontology annotation, cellular component: cytosol.
CACCGCUCCUAUAUAAAACACAAACCCAACCUCUGCUCGAUCCCCAUAACAUAAACAAACGCUCUUACGAAUUAUAAAAAUUAAUAAUAUUAAUUCUCUGAAUUUUCCUUUUUCAAUUUCGCGUGGUUAAGGAUGGCUAAGAACGUUCUGGUAACCGGCGGCGCUGGCUACAUCGGGAGCCACACGGUUCUUCAACUUCUCAACGGCGGUUACUCCGUCGUAGUUGUCGACAAUCACGACAAUUCGUCCGCUGCGUCUCUCCACCGAGUCAAAAAACUCGCCGGCGAUAACGGAAACGGCCUCUCCUUUCACGAGGUGGAUCUCAGAGACAGGCCUGCGCUUGAGAAGAUUUUCUCUGAGACUAAGUUUGAUGCAGUGAUACACUUUGCUGGACUUAAAGCAGUAGGUGAGAGUGUUGAGAAGCCUUUGCUUUAUUAUAAUAAUAACCUUUUUGGCACUGUCAUCCUUUUGGAGGUUAUGUCCAAAUACGGCUGCAAAAAUCUUGUGUUUUCAUCAUCAGCUACUGUCUAUGGCUGGCCUAAAGAGGUUCCUUGCACCGAGGAGUCCCCAAUUUCUGCAACCAACCCUUAUGGCCGUACCAAGCUUUUUAUCGAAGAGAUUUGCCGGGAUGUGCAUCGUUCUGACCCGGAAUGGAAGAUCAUAUUGCUUAGAUACUUCAACCCUGUUGGUGCACAUCCUAGUGGUUACAUUGGUGAAGAUCCUCUUGGAGUUCCAAACAAUCUCAUGCCUUAUGUCCAGCAAGUUGCAGUUGGCCGGAGACCUCACCUCACCGUCUUUGGAACCGACUACAAGACGAAGGAUGGUACAGGGGUGAGAGAUUACAUUCAUGUGAUUGAUUUAGCAGAUGGACAUAUAGCAGCUCUGCGCAAGCUAGAUGAUCCCAAAAUCAGUUGUGAGGUAUACAAUCUUGGAACGGGUAAUGGAACAUCAGUCCUAGAGAUGGUAGCUGCCUUUGAGAAGGCAUCCGGAAAGAAAAUCCCUUUGGUGUUGGCUGGACGACGUCCUGGAGACGCUGAGAUUGUCUUCGCCUCAACGGAGAAAGCAGAACGCGAGCUUAAUUGGAAGGCUAAGUAUGGGAUCGAAGACAUGUGUAGGGAUCUAUGGAACUGGGCCAGCAAUAAUCCUUACGGCUACGCCUCCUCAAAUGGCUCCUCUUAAUUCUUGUUCUUUUCUCUUUGCAGUAGUUAUUCAUUUUUAUAAAACACAUAAGAAAAUGCUGAUCAGAACCCACAGUUUACAAGGGAUUACUCCUAAUUUAUCAUAGCAGUUCUUGAUAUUUAAAUCGUCAUUUCUACCUAGUAUAUAGCUUUUACUCGUUUUUGUUAUGUUUCUUAAAAUUGAUAGAUGUAAUCAUUCAGAUAUUUUCUGUUUACUAUGCUUUUUCAGUCCC